AUGAGGGCGUGGUGUGCUAACCUGAGGAAAAUAGAUCUCCCUGAGUCUCAGACCUAUGACAAAUCGUAUGACCCCAGCGGAUGGAGUGCUCAAAAUGUGCAGAAGCCGUGCAUAGCUGAGCCACCUCCACCCCGCACUCAUGGAUGUGACCCCUCUUCUGGCAGAUCGCGAUCGAAAAAGCGUCAAAUUAGGGAGGAGACCAUUCAAAAGCUAUGUCACCCACAAUAUCCCUUCUUUAAACUACCGCCAAUUCCACCUGAAAAAAGUUACGAAAAACAUUCGUGCUUCAAUGAGACCUUAUUGGGCCACCUCGAGUAUCAUGACCACGACGCUCGAAAGUACUACAGAAUCUUUCAAAACAGGUUUGAUUUGGACAUUGUUGGGCGCUUUGCGCCUCAUAACCUAUGCAAAGACUAUCCUUCGGCUAUAACUCGGAAAUAUGCUUUCAACUGGCCGGAAUGCUGCAUCAUGGCCUUCACUGAUACUCAUAUUCCAAUCGGGAUAAUCAUGGCUCAUCAAACAGACUCGAAACGGGCGAGAAUUACAAUGUUUGCUGUGGAACAUAGGGUGGACGAAAAUGAUGUCUGUACGUACAAGAUAGCUGUCAGCAUGAAAAAUAAGAAGCUGAUAUGGCUUGAGAUCCAAAGACUGAGGAAGAAUGGCAUUCGAACGGUAGUACUUGCACCGAAGGAUGAAGACAGGAAAAAACAACUGGCGCACAUGUGCAGAGAGACCGGUCCACUACGUCAACUCAAUGUUCAAGGAGAGUUCCACUUCGACAUAUGA
Molecule: messenger RNA, 786 nt
Organism: Hydatigera taeniaeformis
Lineage: Eukaryota; Metazoa; Platyhelminthes; Cestoda; Cyclophyllidea; Taeniidae
Source: the annotation of a GenBank genome assembly